UUUCCACACGGACGUAUUUCACUGAAAGCACUAAAGUGUCAUCAUACGAUGCUAGAUUCUAGCUCAGUUUCUGUAAGCGCCUUUAAAAACUGAGCCAGUAAUAUAACAUCUGCCAUUUCCGCUCUUGUGAGUGGCUGUUUGCUUUUCGAAGGACGUGUCCGACUCCUCUUAAGUUGCCUCUGAAGCAGCAGUAUCGUCUACUGCUCUAUGCUAAUCGUUAGCCAAGUGCUAACAACAGUGAAGGCAACUAACGUUAACUUACAUGCGUUAACCACCGCUGUCAUUUUCAGCGACAGCCGAACAACAGGGACCAAGGAGACUUUGACAGUCAUCCUCAGCAGAUAUCAUGGAGCUCCAGGCAGUGUUGAUGGCAGCUGGUGGGGGGUCACGUAUGACUGAUCUGACAUACAACACCCCAAAACCUAUGCUGCCUGUUGGAAACAAGCCUCUCAUGUGGUAUUCGCUAAACCUGCUGGAGAGGGUGGGCUUUGAAGAGGUGAUAGUGGUCACUACAAAAGAGGUCCAGAAGAUGAUGACGAGCACAGAUAACAAAAUGAAACUGGAUGUGAAGAUGAAACUGGAUGUGGUUUGUAUCCAGGAGGACGGAGACAUGGGCACUGCAGACGCUCUCAGACACAUCCAGCAGAAGAUCAAGACGGACGUCCUGGUGGUGAGUUGUGAUCUGAUAACAGACGUGGCACUUCAUGAGGUGGUCGAUCUGUUCAGAGCCCACAAUGCAACGCUGGCCAUGCUGAUGAGCAAAGCCCAUGAAUUCACAGAGACGGUGCCGGGCCAGAAGGGCAAGAACAAGUCGGCUGAGCAGAGAGACUUUGUUGGCGUGGAUCAGUCGGGGAAAAGGCUGCUCUUCCUGGCCAAUGAGGCAGAUCUGGAAGACGGGCUAACAGUUAGGAAGUCCAUCAUGAGGAAACAUCCCAGGAUGCACAUCAAAACAGGCCUAGUGGAUGCCCAUCUCUACUGUCUAAGAAAGGCUGUAGUGGACUUUCUCACAGAAAACAAGUCCAUAUCAUCAAUCCGUGGAGAGUUGGUACCAUAUUUGGUGCGGAAGCAGUUUUCCAAAACAACCAGCAGCCAGAAAAAUAAAGAUGAUGCAGAGGAUCAGAACCAGAAAAAUGACAGUUCUACAAACCACGAGCUCCUCAUCUCAUCACGGGAUGAGCCUCUCCUCCAGCUAGCCCAGGCGCGCUCCUGUUGGAAUGACCACCGCGGUGACAUGAGCGAGACGUACCAUGGGGGAAAGCUGCGCUGCUAUGUUCACAUCAUGGACCAGGGCCUGUGCUACCGUGUUAACACGAUAGCUGCUUAUAUCGAGGCAAACCGACUGGCCCCAAAGCUGUCUGAGGAGCCAGCGGUCCACCCAACUGCUGUCAUUUCUGAAAGAAGUCAGAUAGGAUCAGACAGUAUCAUUGGAGCUCAGUGCCAGGUAGCAGAGAAGACUUCCAUAAAGAGGUCUACUAUCGGAAGCUCUACCACUGUAAAAGAGAAGGUCAAAGUCACCAACUCUAUCAUCAUGCAUGGGGUCACGAUCGAGGAGGGAUGUAACAUCCAGGGGAGUGUGAUCUGCAGUAACGCCGUCAUUGGCCAUGGAGCAGACCUCAAGUACUGUCUGGUGGGGAAUGGACAGUGCAUCCAACCAGAGGCUGAGAGGGUGAAUGAGGUCAUCGUUGGAACCGACCAGCUGAUGGAGAUCUAGAUCCCACAGGAAAGGAGUGACAUCACCUCAUUAACCAAGCAGCAAAACACAGAAGGCAACUAAUGAUCUGACCCACUGACCCAACCAAUCAGAAGCCUAGAUGCUGCCUGAUGGUCCCACACCCUCUUCCGCUAGACUUUUUUGUACGUUGUGUCCAAAUAAAAACAGUUUCUGCUUAAACCCAUUGAUCAGUAUGUUGGUAAU
This is a messenger RNA of Monopterus albus (swamp eel), 1915 nucleotides long. It is a transcript of the gene eif2b3, whose product is annotated as eukaryotic translation initiation factor 2B, subunit 3 gamma. The transcript is spliced from 12 exons. Gene Ontology annotation, biological process: cytoplasmic translational initiation; biosynthetic process. NCBI's taxonomy places the organism in Eukaryota, Metazoa, Chordata, Actinopteri, Synbranchiformes, Synbranchidae. The coding region runs from base 347 to 1711 and encodes 454 amino acids. The record is from RefSeq and is a predicted model, not a curated record. Gene Ontology annotation, cellular component: guanyl-nucleotide exchange factor complex; eukaryotic translation initiation factor 2B complex. Gene Ontology annotation, molecular function: translation initiation factor activity; guanyl-nucleotide exchange factor activity.